AUGACAACCAUACAUAAUAUCCCUCCCGAGGUCCUCAAGACGAUAUUUGAACAUGCCACAACCUAUGUGGACAAGGAAAAGUGUCAAGAACUCGCUGAUCGCGUCAUCUCCGUAUGCCAACGGUGGAAAACCGUCGGCCUCGAGACUCCCGCCUUGUGGGCCACCAUCUACGUGACAUUGGAUUAUGAUCAUUCGGACUACGGCUUCAUUCAAACAUCGCUCGCCCGGUCUGGUCACCAUAAGCUGGACAUCAACCUUUGGAUUUUACAUUCACAUCUCCCUUCAAACGGGAGCGUUGAGAGCUGGAUUUCAAAAGUGAUGGAGCUACUCCUGCCACACAUGAAGCGAUGGAAAUCGCUUUACAUGUACGUCUCGCUGUCUGACCUCGCUGCCAUCGCAACUGCAUCUUGGACGGGCACCGCUGUUGCCCUGCAGGCACUGCAAAUCGAAUCUUCCGGAGCCGAUCAGGGCAUUCCCGAUGUAUGUUCAUUCUCUCUCCCCGCAACGUUUUCUGCACCCAACCUUCGACUUUAUUCCCUGCAAAGUAUGGACUGCGUAGAAGUCCAAGACGCGAUAAACAUGCCCAAGGCGUUUCCUGCUUUGCGGAUCCUCAGGAUUUGCCGGAGAACCUUUAAAUGGAUUGACACCAUGGAGAUGAUGCAGUUGUUGCACCAUUUGCCCUCUCUGCAGCUGCUCAGUCUCGACGGUCCCAUGCUCGACCAAGAGGAUCCAGACCCCGCAGACGCCAUCGAGAACCCGCCAUGCCUUCGCGCGCUCCGUGAGCUUGAAUUCACAUUUGUGGGUGCCUACGACGUCGCAACAUCUCUCCGUGCUUUCGAUGCCCCACUCCUUGAGAAGUUGACCAUCGGGGGGUGCCACAGUGAGGACUUGUCAGAGGGGUUGAUGAGAAUCGAAGCCCAACUAGCACGCUUCCCUUCACUGCACAUUCUUAACCACGGCCACAAUCACUACAACGGAGAGCAGACCUUCAGCAUGAAGCAGACAUGCACCUGCUUCAGUACAUUUCGACAAUUUGACCUCGGCGACGUCUCGCUGCUCGAUGUUCUCAGCUGCCUCGCCAAAGAACAGCCAGAAGGAUGGUACUUACCCACUCUGACCUCGCUCGAGCUCCGGUCUGGCCGUGAGCAUGCGACAAGCUACGUUGGCCUACUGCGCGAUCUCGUGGAGGCACGCCAGGGCGCACAAUUAGCCACAGGUGAAGCCUCAGCUACCCGGCAUCCACUCGCCCUGGAAGAGAUCACCGUGCACGCGUGGUGUGACAUAUCUGAGGAAGAGCGCUCUUGGUUCAAGGAGAGACUGCAGACCUUUAAAUGGGACCCGGAUUUGAGUGAAGAUAGACAAAUGCCGAGUUCCGUGGCCAUGUGUUGUGCUCCUGCACGUAAAUAA
Messenger RNA from Fibroporia radiculosa, 1407 nucleotides. RefSeq lists its product as uncharacterized. Bases 1 to 1407 code for a protein of 468 amino acids. Lineage: Eukaryota; Fungi; Basidiomycota; Agaricomycetes; Polyporales; Fibroporiaceae. The transcript has a single exon. The record is from RefSeq and is a predicted model, not a curated record.